CUGGCCCAACCGAAUACUUAAAUCCCACCCAUUCCAUUUCUCCAAUUUCCCCCACAUCCCUCUUCCACAAACGCCAACUCUUACCACUCUCCAAACAUGGCGGUCAACCUCUCUCCUCAAAACCAGCUGGGCUUUCCCCGCCCGCUGACCCAAAUCGUCAAACGUUCGCUGCUCAUUCACAACCCCAACCCCCAGCCCGUAGCCUUCAAGGUCAAGACGACCGCUCCCAAGCAGUACUGCGUCCGUCCCAACCAGGGCCGCGUUGAGCCUGGCGAGAAUGUUGAAGUGCAGAUCGUGCUGCAGGCCCUUUCAGCUGACCCUCCCCCCCACGCCAAGUGCAAGGACAAGUUCCUCGUGCAGUCGGCAUUCAUUCCUCCUGACGAGGAGAUGCACUCGCUCCCCGAGAUGUGGGCUCAGGUCGAGCGCACUAACAAGGGUUCGAUUCACGAGCAGAAGAUUCGCUGCGCGUACCUCUCCGCCGAGGACGGUGCGAGCAACCCCAACGGUAUCCCCGAGGAGAACGAGGACAGCAUGUCGCCUAUUGACCACAAGAUGGACGAGUCGGGCAUCUACUCUCAUGCCGAGACCGACAUUGGUGGCACGCCCCGUUCCCAGCAGCUUCACUCGACGAACGGCAGCAAGGACCUCCCGUCCACGCCGUCGCACGGUGGCGCUGCCGCUGGCGCCGCGGGUCUUCUCGGUGCUGGUGCCGCUGCCGUUGGUGGAGCUCACGCGCUGAACGCUGGUUCCAGCCCGUCGGCUGGCGCUGGCCAGACUUCGCGCGAGCUUCCCUCCCUCUCGGCUGCCGAUGUCCAAGCUGGCGGCGCUCCCACGAAUGCUGCUCUUGAGCGUUCCCUCAACGCGACGACGAGCGACUCUGAGAAGCUCCGGAUCGUCCUGCAGGAGAAUGACAACCUCAAGCAGCAGAUUGCCGCGCUUCAGAACGCUGCUCCUGCCGCCUCGGGCUUGCGGAAGCGUGGUGGCGCGGGUACAGACGUCGCUGGCGCAGGUAUCAAGACGGCCACUACGACCGCACCGGGGCAGGCUCAGGGCGUCCCUCUCGAGGUGUGCGCAGGUCUUGUGUUCGCUGUCUUUGUUCUCACCUACCUCUUCUUCUGAGCGCGUUUCGUGGCAUCGCCUAGUAGCUACCGAAUACGUAUAGUGGUGGCCGUACAUAGUUCGUGACGAGUGAUGCGUGGCGCUUCUAGCGCUUCUUGGAAGAUUGUCUUAUUUCACGCGAUGAAUAUCAACUUGUCGACA
Cutaneotrichosporon oleaginosum is the source of this 1260-nucleotide messenger RNA. The record is from RefSeq and is a predicted model, not a curated record. NCBI's taxonomy places the organism in Eukaryota, Fungi, Basidiomycota, Tremellomycetes, Trichosporonales, Trichosporonaceae.